Podarcis raffonei (Aeolian wall lizard) is the source of this 5101-nucleotide messenger RNA. RefSeq names its product transcriptional regulating factor 1 (gene TRERF1). NCBI's taxonomy places the organism in Eukaryota, Metazoa, Chordata, Lepidosauria, Squamata, Lacertidae. Gene Ontology annotation, biological process: regulation of transcription by RNA polymerase II; negative regulation of DNA-templated transcription. Gene Ontology annotation, molecular function: transcription corepressor activity. The transcript has 14 exons. The coding region runs from base 249 to 3872 and encodes 1207 amino acids. The record is from RefSeq and is a predicted model, not a curated record. Gene Ontology annotation, cellular component: histone deacetylase complex; transcription regulator complex.
CCAGAGUAUGCCGAGUAUAUUCUUAGAAUGAAGACUGAUGCUUUUUCGGCCCGUUUAAUGAAGGAAUGAAACAUUCUCUGCUUGAAAGGGGAACAGCCAUCCAGAAAGAAUUUAGUUCCGUAGUGCAGAUGGAAGAGCCAAAAAAAUAAAUAACUUCACAGACGAUUUCUCAGGGAUUACAGAUCUUGGUGUGUGGUUUCUUAAAAAAAUUAAAAAAUUAAAAAUUAAAUGGUUUUUGUUGAGAGAAAAUGGGAGAUCAGCAAAUGUACAAAACGAGCCAUGUUGUCAACAACAACGAAAGCUUGUAUUACCAGCAGCAGCAACAACAACACCUAAAUUCCCUUGCACCGUUAAACCACAGCUAUGGAACAUCAGCCAUGGAUGCAACUCAGGAAUCUCCGCUCUCCCCAUCGUUCCCCCAAGACACCAGGGAAAACAUAGCUUUGAAUGCUGGGUCCAAAACCCUUGGGUUGAUGGAUUCUCCUAGGCAAUCCAGUUGGGCGCAUUUGGGUUCUGGGAACCAUGCCCCAGUGAGGAACAACCAAAACGUCAUGUGGGGCUCAGCGGGGCAAGGCGAAGUAACUGACGGAUACGAGCAUCUGUGUUCCCAAGCCAACGAGGUCAGGUCGCAGAAGAUGACGAGUGGCGUUUUGCAUAAGCUGGACUCCUUCGCCCAAGUGUUUGCAAACCAGAACUUAAGGAUCCAAGUCAACAACGUAUCUCAGGUCAUCCAGCCUUCGGCGAUGGGCGGCACUGGCGACAGCGCCCUUCGGCAGCUGCUGUCUCAGAAGCCUGCGGUGGAGCAGCAGCCUGCCGUGCAGAGAUACCAACAGCUGCCGCAGCAAGUCCACCAGGGUUUUGUCGGCACGCCGCAGAAGCAGCACAUGCACAUGAUGGCGCACCAGCAACCCCUCUAUUACGACGAACAGCAGCAUUUAGCCCAUCUGCAGAUGCACCCUGCCAUGCAUCAAGGGCAGGCCCACUUCCAGCAAAUGCACUCUCAGCACCUGAUGCCGCAGCAGCUACAGCAGGAUCAAUACUAUCUGCAGCAGCAGCAGCAGCAGCAGCAGCAGCAGCAGCAGCAGCAAUCCCACCAAGGACAACAUAGGCUUUUAAUACAUGAGUUGCAGCAGCAGCAGCAGCAGCAGCAGCAGAGGCAAUGCCCAGUGCAAACAGCUCAGUAUUAUUCAAUACAGCCUAUGAUGCAACAGUUGCAGCAGCAGCAGCAGCAGAUGCAAAUGCAACUUCCUGCCUUUCACAGAGAUCCUGACCAGAAGCCUCUGCACGAGACUCAUCAGUACUCUCAGGAUCGGGGUCAUUCUGUACAGCUCAUUCAGCUGGGAGCAGUGCCUCAGUACUUCUAUCAAGAUCAGCAGCAACCCUUCAGACAUUUGUAUCCACAAAGCUUAUUGCAGCAGCAGCAGCCGCCACCAGGAGAUGCCAGUCAGCCAAACCAUUACCAGAGCAACAACAAGGCUCAGGCACUGAUGGAUUCGCACCCUGGAUUCCCCUUGGCAGAAGGGACGGAGGGCCCAGUUCAGCAGGACAUGAAUUCUGUCGCUGGUGGCGUCCCUCAACAACCUCUGAUGCCCCCAGAAGGUAUCCACGUGGAUAGCAAAGGGCCACAGCCAUUGUCCCCUGGUCCAAUGUGGCCUCAGCAGCAGGUCCAUCUACCUGAAGGAAGACUCCAGUCAGUUUCCCCCGAGCAAAGCAGCAUUCACGAUAAAGAAACUCAUAGUGAGAGAUCUGAAACAAAGAGCAAACUCACAUGCACUGUAUGCUUGAAGGAAUUUAAGAGUUUGCCAGCCCUAAAUGGCCACAUGAGGUCUCAUGGAGGGAUACGGGCAUCUCCUGCCCUCAGACAGUGUUCUAGUUGGGAGCAGUCCACGGUUGAGGCUGAAUGCCUUUGGUUGUCUGCACAGGACGAAGGGGAGAGCCUGCCGCAGCCCCAGCGCCAACACCAGCAGGAGCAGCUGCCCUCCGAGGCGGAGAGCUUCGUCCCCAUCGUCAUGCCUGUGUCGGUGCCCGUUAAGCUGCCGUCACCCGAUCCCGGCAAGCAGGCCGCUGACAGCAGCGCCGUGCUUAAAGAUAAGCCUGUCUCAGAUGAUGAGAUGCCCGUUCUUGUGAGGAUGACUUGCUCUCCGCCAUGCUCCCCUAACGUGGCCAGCCCCUGCCUGUCCUCUGACCUCAACAGAAAACAGCACCAAAGCACGGCCAACUCUGAAGAAAGCUUCAAACCGUUUCAAGACAAGAAAAAAUACCGCCACAGACCUGAGCCUCUGUUCAUACCACCACCUUCUUACAACCUCGCUGCAUCCCACCUGGGCGCGACGCUGUACCAAAGCCAGCUUCGCUCUCCCCGCAUCCUGGGAGACCGCCUGCUUGAUAGCAUUCACGACCCCCCUCCUUACACCCCACCUCCCAUGCUCAGCCCGGUACGUCAUGGAUCUGGCCUCUUCAGCAGCGUUAUCACAUCCGCUCAUGGUGCGUCUCACCCCCAGCUGCCGCUCACACCUUUGACACCCACACCCCGGAUGCUUCUCUGUCGAUCUAAUAGUGUUGAUGGAGUCAGUGUCCCGAUCACCCCAGGUCCUGGAGAACAGACCAUUGACGUAGAACCGCAUAUCAAUAUUGGAUCGAGAUUCCAAGCCGAUAUUCCUGAACUUGAAGACAGAGCGUUGGUGGGGGAAGAGGACCACAUGGCAACUUUAGUUUGGAAACCAGGGCCAGAACUGGAAGAUGAAGAUAUUCAGCAAAGAGUGACCAGCCUUUUAAAUCUGUGUUGUUCAAGUGUAUUAACUGGUGGGGGAACCAACCUUGAAUAUGGCUUGCAUUCUCUCUUUGAGGCUAAAGGAGACGUUAUGGUCGCUCUGGAGAUGCUGCUUUUGUUGAAGCCAGCAAGAGCAAAAUCGCAUCCUCUGGCAAGUUAUCACUAUGCUGGUUCAGACCAGUGGACACCCAUUGAAAGAAAGCUGUUCAGCAAAGCAUUAUACACAUACGGCAAAGAUUUUAUUUUGGUACAGAAAAUGGUGAAGUCGAAGACGGUGGCCCAGUGUGUGGAAUACUAUUACACCUGGAAGAAAAUCAUGCAUUUAGGAAGAAAGCACAGAACACGCUUAGCAGAAGUGAAAAAUGAAUGCCUGACCAGCGGCGAAGAUGAUGAAUUAGAGGAAGAGGAGCAGGCAGAGGAGGACAAGAAGUCAGUCAAAGAGGAAGCCGAAAUUCAGAAUUCUCCCGAGCCACCUUCAAUUAUUGCUGCUGAACCUAUUAACCUGCCUUCCUUGCAAAGCCCCACCCUUCCGGCGACCUCAUUUACAUGUGAAAUGCCGGACUGCGGAGCGAUGUUCAACUCCAGACCAGCUCUGAAUGGCCACGUUCGCAUUCAUGGCGGUACAAACCCUGUGACGAAAACCCGCGGUGGGAGCCACGGUUCGAAGCAGAAAUCCAGCUCCCAGAAUGAUUACGGCCCUGCCAAAAGCUCCCCAGCUCACAGCACGACAAGUGGCGAGACAGACCCAACUACACUUUUCCCUUGUAAAGAAUGUGGCAAGAUGUUUUUCAAAAUCAAAAGCCGGAAUGCUCACAUGAAAACACACCGGCAACAGGAAGAGCAGCAACGACAGAAAGCCCAGAAGGCGGCUGUUGCAGCUGAAAUGGCGGCUACGAUUGCAAGGACCACGGGGCCCUCUGGGCAUAGCUUGAUACCCUUGGAUCAUUUGGACUUGAUAAAGCAGGUUGAGGAAGCCGAUGACCUCAGCAGCGAUGUUGUUCAGGAAUUGGGAGAGGUCAUGGACGGUACUGAAGUGAUAGACCCUGACCUCUUACUGGAUGAAGAAGACACAGAUUUGCUUCAGGAUGAUGUGGAGCUGUAGAGAGAGAAAAAGCCAUUCUGUAAAAUUACGGACGCCUGUUGGAAUUAUUUUCCUUCAGCUGGGAGGGUUAAGUGUUUACUUCCCUUUUAUUUUAAACUAUCUGAAUAGUUUGAAUGUUUUGUUUUUGUUUUGUUUUGUUUGUAACUCGGGGGUGGAGGAGGGUGAGAUAAAUCUGGUUAUUGCUGUUGGUCCUUUUACUUUUUGCAACUAUGAUUGCAAAAAGAUUCAUUUUUCCCCUCAUUCGAAAGGUAUUUUUUGUCAAAUACCUUGCAAACUAGUUGGUUCUGAGAAGUCUUAUUUCCUUACUGUUUCCUUUCAGGCAUUUACGUGACAAGUCCCCAAAUUCAUUUGCAACACCUCAGGGUUUUUGUUUUCCCUCCCACCACGCCCCCUACACGAGUAGAUUUUGGUUUCUUUUUCUUUUCAUAACGUGUUUCAUUUUGUGCCUUCAGCUCUGGCCUCAAAACAUCUGCCACAACAAAGAAUGCUGUCUCUGCAAUAAACAGAAGCUGAGACUUGGAUUGUUGGCAUCUGAAAGUUUUGCUCUAACAUGUCGCUGGGGCUGUUAGAGGGUCUCUCUGCUGAUAGGACAAGUAGCUGUGGCAAGUUCUUUCCCAUUACAGAGAAUGUUCUGUGGUGGAUGGAGGCUUCCAAGAUGCCUUUGGAUUUCCUUCUUAACAAGAAGACUGGCUUUGUACUUGGCUCUGUAGAAAUGGAUGGGCUCGGUGGCCUAUUCCUCUUUACUUUGACCCAGAAGAAAUUCAAGCGGCCCUGAAACGAGCGAGAACAACUAGAUUAGCCCUCUGCGAAUCUGCAUUCUCUUCCUUCUUUCCCUUUUAUGAGGCAAUCUGUUUCUUUGAGGGCUCUACUCGCGUUGUGCACUUCAGAGCUCCCAGUUAAGCAGGAUUGAGGGAGAGACAGAGUCAGUGAAAUCAGAAGUCCGCAGGCUUCACCAUGGGAGAUGCUGAUGAGGCACAUCUCAAAAGUCUUUUGACUGGAGACUACUGGCUUGGAUACUUGGACUUGGAUGUGCAUUAGUGAUAGGAAUGCACUGAAAUACCUCCAUUUGCAAAAGUUUUAUCACUUUUUUGUUUUAAAAAGGUUAUCCUUGAGAGUAUGCAGGGAUUUAUUAUUAUUAUUAAUUAUUAUUAUAAUUUGCUGCCUAGAGGCAGUGGUACUUAUCAAGACUUUUCCUCACCAAAAGAAGAGGGGGGAGAUUUCCACUUUGA